CAGAAGGUCGGGGCAACUAUGGGCAAGAAGAAGCGACGCGAUGACGGCGCCGGCGAGGCUGCGCAGCGGCGCAUUUUCUGCUAUUACUGCGAUCGCAACUUUGAUGACGAGAAGGUGCUGAUUCUGCACCAGAAGGCGCGUCAUUUCAAGUGCCCUGCCUGCCACAAGAAGCUUAGUACCAUCAGCGGUAUGAUCAUCCACACCCAACAGGUGCACAAAGAGACGCUUCAGAGCAUCCCAAACGCUAAGCCGGGCAAAGAAAGCGUCGACGUCGAGGUGUAUGGCAUGGAAGGCGUACCAGAUGCUGAUGGAAACGUCCCGAAGAAGCCCCGGUUGGACGCGCCUAUGAUGGGCGGCUAUCCUGGUCGAGGGGUGCCGUUUAUUGGUGGCCGGCCGCCUCCUCCGAUGCAGUUUCCAGGCGGAAUGGCCCCUCCUGGUGUUGGAAUGCCGAUGAGGCCUCCACCUCCACCUCGAGGUUUUCCUGGGGGUGUUAUGCCGCCACCUCGUAUGGCGAUACCACAAGGUUACCCUCCGUACGCUGGUGUGCCUCAGCUGUGGGCAAGAGGUCCUCCGCCACUUGGAACUGUGAUGUCACAUCCUCCAGUUGCACUUGGUUAUCCAAGCCAACCGACACCGAUGGGGAUGCCGCCAGGAGCUCAUCAGGGUGUGGCAGUCAGCAAUACAAACGUGUUCGAUGGUGCCGCUGAGAAGGCAGUGAAAAACGACCUGGGACUGGUGUAUGCCGACGAAAACGUAUCCAUGGAAGAGAAACGUGCACUUCGACCGAAAUACGCUUACAAGCCUCUGGGAUUAACUGCGACAACGGGUGGAAACGGAGUGGCCUGAGAUGAGUGGCACGUCUGCAGUGGAGCCGACUAACAAACAUACAAGUAUGGUACGCUUUAAACGCAUUGAUGAAUGGCUUAAAAGAAACACCCCUUUUACCUCACUUA
Molecule: messenger RNA, 953 nt
Organism: Phytophthora infestans T30-4
Lineage: Eukaryota; Oomycota; Peronosporomycetes; Peronosporales; Peronosporaceae
Exons: 3
Coding region: 19-846 (275 amino acids)
Cellular component (GO): nucleus
Source: RefSeq, a predicted model, not a curated record